Molecule: messenger RNA, 4071 nt
Organism: Kwoniella botswanensis
Lineage: Eukaryota; Fungi; Basidiomycota; Tremellomycetes; Tremellales; Cryptococcaceae
Product: phosphoribosylformylglycinamidine synthase
Exons: 1
Coding region: 1-4071 (1356 amino acids)
Biological process (GO): 'de novo' IMP biosynthetic process
Molecular function (GO): phosphoribosylformylglycinamidine synthase activity
Source: RefSeq, a predicted model, not a curated record
AUGCUCGUACUUCCAGGAUCAUCCGCUAUCACAGAUUCUCGAAGGAAUGUCCUUCUCAAGGCUUUCCAGGCUCAUAUACCCGCUAUCACCUCUGUAGACGCCGUCCAUCUCCAUCUCGUCAACCCUACUUCCGACGAAUCUGCUGCUCUUCUUUCCGAUGAAAAGUCCAACGAACGAGCUAUCCUCAACUCAUUGUUAGCCUACGGAGAUUACGAGCAGCUGGAAACUACCAAGGCCUUCUUAGAGAGUGGAAUGAAGGGUACAAUUGGUGGAAAAACCAAUGCUCUUUUCAUCCUUCCCAGAGCAGGUACAAUCUCACCAUGGUCCUCAAAAGCUACAGAUAUCGCCAAGAUCUGUAGAUUGAAGGAACAUGUAGCUCGUCUGGAACGAGGUGCCUUGUACAUAAUCACAUCAUCCGAACCAAUAUCUCUCCCCGUUAUCCACCAUGAACUUCAUCUCAUCCACGAUCGAAUGACUCAACUCGUUCACACCUCUCUCCCAGCUGCUGCCACCGUCUUCCCUCCUGUUCCACCUCAUCCUUCGCCUCUCGUCACUGUGCCCAUUAUCGGUGCUUCAGACCCAACAGCCGUGCUUGGAGAAGCCAACGCUCGGUUAGGUCUCGCUUUGUCCGAUACUGAAAUCCCUUACCUUGUCGAAUCGUUCCUUGCUGCUGGUCGAAACCCUACCGAUGCCGAAUUGUUCAUGUUUGCUCAAGUCAACUCGGAACAUUGCAGACACAAGAUUUUCAAUGCCAAGUGGACGAUCGAUGGGAAGGAUAAGGAGAACAGCCUGUUCGGGAUGAUUAGAAACACUGAGAAAGUCGUCAAUUCAGCUGGUACACUCUCCGCCUACGAGGACAACGCUGCUGUUUUAGAGGGUUACGAAGCUACUAGAUUCGCAGUUAAUGGAAAAGAUGAUUGGAUAUAUAGCUCAAAGGUGGAGAAGAACCCUGUUUUGAUCAAGGUCGAAACUCACAAUCACCCAACCGCUGUUUCUCCUUAUCCCGGUGCAGCUACUGGUUCAGGUGGUGAAAUUAGAGAUGAAGGAGCCACGGGUCAAGGGUCGAAACCUAAGGCUGGGUUAGCCGGUUACACAACUUCAGAUCUCUUGAUUCCUGACUUCACCCAACCAUGGGAAUCCGAUAUCGGCAAACCUGCUCACAUUGCAUCGGCUCUGGAUAUCAUGAUUGAAGCUCCCCUCGGUGCUGCUGCCUUCAACAAUGAGUUUGGUCGACCUGCUCUUGGUGGUUACUUCAGAACUUUCCUAUUAGAAGCACCCACUGCUAAUGGUGAGAAAGAAUGGAGAGGUUACCACAAACCAAUCAUGAUCGCCGGUGGUCUCGGAAACGUUCGACCCCAGUAUGCUAGAAAAGACAAGAUCUCUCCUGGAUCAAAGGUCAUCGUACUUGGUGGUCCUGGUAUGCUCAUCGGUCUAGGUGGUGGUGCAGCUUCUUCCAUGGCUAGUGGUUCAAGUUCAGCGGACUUAGAUUUCGCUUCUGUCCAGAGAGAAAAUCCCGAAAUGCAAAGACGAUGUCAACAAGUCAUCGACGCUUGUAUCGCCCGAGGGGAUGGUGCUGGUAACCCUAUUGAAUCGAUCCACGAUGUGGGUGCUGGUGGUCUCUCAAAUGCUCUCCCAGAACUGGUCCACGACUCUGGUCUCGGUGCAGUAUUUGAAAUUCGAGAUGUGCUCGUCGAUGAUCCUGGUAUGUCUCCUAUGGAAAUUUGGUGUAACGAAUCGCAAGAGAGAUACGUACUUGCCGUCACCCCCGAAAAUCUCGCCACCUUUGAAGCGAUCUGUAAGAGAGAGAGGUGUCCGUUCUCAGUUGUGGGCACAGCCACCGAAGAGGAGAGGCUCGUCGUUACCGACCGAUUCCUCGGUGAUAGUCCUAUCGAUAUUCCUAUGCCUGUUCUUUUUGGUAAACCACCUAGAAUGCACCGAGAAGCUUCGACCGUCGAGCCCAAACAGGAUGCUUUCGACUCUUCCUUGUUCACCUACCUUCCGGUCUACAAAGGAGCACCCACGACUUCCCUCAUUGCCGAAACUGUCAAUCGAGUACUUCGAUUACCUAGUGUCGGCUCCAAAUCAUUCCUCAUCACUAUCGGUGAUCGAAGCAUCACUGGUCUCGUCGCGAGAGACCAGAUGGUCGGUCCUUGGCAGGUACCUGUCGCCGAUGUUGCCGUUACUCGAUCGUCUUACGGAUUCGAUACUGUGGUCGGAGAGGCUAUGGCAAUGGGUGAGAGAACCCCUCUCGCUCUCCUUAAUGCCGGUGCAUCUGCUCGAAUGGCCAUUGCCGAGUCUCUCACAAACUUGGCUGCUUCAUCCAUCGAAGAUAUCACCAAGAUCAAGCUCAGUGCCAAUUGGAUGUCCGCCGCUUCUCACGAAGGUGAAGGUGCCAAGCUUUACGAAGCUGUUCAAGCUGUCGGUAUGGACUUGUGUCCUAAACUCGGUGUCGGUGUGCCAGUAGGAAAAGAUUCCAUGUCCAUGUCGAUGAAAUGGGCUGGUGCCAAGGGCGAGCAGAACCAGGUCACUGCACCUUUAUCACUCAUCGUCACCGCUUUUGCACCUGUCAACCGUGUUGACCGAACUUGGACACCUCAGAUACAGACAGGUGCUGGAGAGAGUGUCCUCGUAUUCGUUGACCUUGCAAGAGGAAAACAGAGACUCGGUGGUUCGGCUCUCGCUCAGGUAUUCAAGCAACUUGGUGCUGAAGCUCCAGAUGUUGAAGAUGCUUCAGAUAUCCGAUCAUUCUUCGCUGCUGUCCAAGCUCUUAAAUCGUCCGAUACCGUUUUGGCCUACCACGAUCGAUCUGACGGUGGUCUUUUCACUACUCUCGUUGAAAUGGCUUUCGCUGGUCGAUCAGGUAUCGAAGUUUCCCUCGAUGCUAUCAGCAUACACGGUGACGCUAUCGCUUCGCUUUUCAACGAAGAAUUGGGUGCCGUCAUGCAAGUGCGAACCGCUGACUUGACCACUUUCACCGAUGCUUUCGUCAAAGCGGGUUUCCCUACUCAGCAUAUCCACGUGAUUGGUCGAGUAAAAGGUAGAAAGGAUCAAACUGUUACUCUGAUCCACAAAUCCGAAGCCAUCUACACUUCGACUCGAGGAGUUCUUCAGCAACUCUGGGCAGAAACUUCAUACCGAAUGCAAGCUAUCCGAGAUCAACCUGAAGGAGCCAAAGAAGAAUUCGACUCUAUCCUCGAUAACGACGACGUAGGAAUACAGUAUUCCGUACCGUUCCAGUACCUGCCUGAACCUCAGCCAGACGCCAAACGACCUCGAGUCGCCAUUCUUCGUGAACAAGGUGUGAACGGUCAUAUCGAGAUGGCUUGGUCAUUCCAUGCAGCAGGAUUUGAAGCUGUCGACGUACACAUGUCCGACAUCAUCUCAUCGAAAGUCUCUUUAUCUACUUUCGUGGGAUUGGCAGCAUGUGGUGGAUUCUCUUACGGUGAUGUUCUGGGAGCGGGUAACGGAUGGGCUCAAUCUGUCUUACUCAACGAAGUUGCCCGAAAGGAAUUCUCAGAAUUCUUCUACAGAAAAGAUACAUUCGCUUUGGGUGUAUGUAAUGGAUGUCAAUUCUUCUCUCAACUCAAAGAUAUCAUACCUGGUACGGAGAACUGGCCGGCAUUCAAAGCCAAUCGAUCAGAAAGGUUUGAAGGACGAGUAUCAACCGUUCAGAUUUCUUCUUCGUCCAAUUCGGUAUUCUUCAAGGAUAUGGAAGGAACCGUCAUUCCCGUUGCGAUAGCUCAUGGAGAAGGACGAGCAUCUUUCGAUAAUUCUACCGCUACCUUGGAGGGAUUGAACAAAGAUCGUUUAGUACCUGUUAGAUACGUGGAUAGUAAGAAACAAACCGCUACGUCGUAUCCUAAGAACCCCAAUGGAUCACCUGAAGGUAUAGCAGCUGUCCAAUCGAAAGACGGUAGAGUACUUGCUAUCAUGCCACAUCCCGAACGAGUCACUCAAUUGACUUCGAAUUCGUGGUACCCCAAGGAUUUGGCUAAGGCUGCAGGUGGAAAGGGACCUUGGUUCAGGUUGUUCCAGAACGCUUAUCAAUUCGCUGUAGAACAGAGGAAGUAG